AUUAUGCGACAGUGGACACUAUGGAACAAAUAUCGAGUAAGUUUGAACAUUUAUGGUUAGCUGCAGAAAUGCAAAGUGUUCGCCAGUGUUCAGUACUAAAACUAUAACGAUAUGCUACAUAUGCCUAUGUUCACCGACAUGUGUGAAUUAAGUGCCACAAUUUGACACCUGAUUUGUACAUAAAAUAAAACCCUUUUUAUCCAAAGUCAAUCCGACAAGUGAGGAUCGACUUUGCUCUCUUUUUUAAUCCGUCACCGCAACAAACAUGCAGCAAUUAGUUCAUUGCACCUCGAAAAAUUUCCAACCCUUUUAAGCACAAUGCAUUCAUUCGGGGAAACCAAAGUGGAAAAAAUAAAGUCUUUUUCCUUUGUAAACUUGUAAUGUUGCAGGUGUUCCAUUAUGUAUGCGACAUUAAAAAACCAACGACCCAAUAUUCCAGUCUAAAAUUAGUAUACAUGUCUUGAUGUUUUGAAGGUUCGGGAAGAAUAUGAAGUAGUUGUGAUUUGCAUUUAAUACGAGACAGUCCAGUUUUUAGGAGCUAUUUAUUUUACUUACAAAAUGAUAUCUGUAGUAUUUACUCAAAUUGUUAGAAAUUUACUAAUUCUCGUUCUAGUUUUACUCUUCUCAUCGUACAAUGCUGUGCAUAGUCAUGGAUUUGAAAUCCUUGAAGUCUUUGAAAACGACUCCUCCCCUGCGGAAGCCAGGUUGCACCCACAACAACCCAACUUCCUGCUUGAAAUAGAGCUGAGCACAUGCACUUGUCGCGAUGACAAGAGUGAGUGUGGUAUCGGAAUCGCCAAAUCUACCGUGUUGGAAAUACCAUGCCAACCCAAUGAACUCUACUGUUGCUCCGGGAGACAGGAGCCGGCCUUCUCCUCAUCCUUGCUACCAAACUCUAGUGAUGCUGGGGAAGAAAAUAGCCGAAGUUUUCACUCGGUCAUUACCUCCUAUUCCGACCAACUUCUCGACCCCACCUCCCCCAUGAACAAUAGAGACGAUGAGGAAGAAAACGAUGACGAUUUAUUAUCCCUAGAUGACUCUGACCCGGAUUAUGUCCCCAUUGAUAAGACUGACACGCCCCCCAACCAUCGCAUAGUCCCCAUCCUUCAAACCGAACCCUUACUACCCUUCGAUUCUUUGGAAGAAUUCAGCUCCAGCUCCAGCACCCUCCGACCAAAUAUGCAAUGCCGGUGCAAACAUUUUGAUUCAUGCCCUCAAAAAUAUCUAGACCUUCGCUACCAGGUGACCAACUGCCCCUUCAAUACGACCAGGUGCUGCGAGCCGGAAGUGGGUGCAAAAGAAACUUUCACGGCGCAAGACGUCUCCUCUCGUCGACACGACGAAGAAGAAGAGGAAGAAAAAAAUGGACAAAAAACCUGCGUUUGCUUACCGAGAACACAAUGUGGCAGGGGAGAUCUGAUGGACUGGAGGUUGGAAGAGGGGCAGCCGUGUCCGGGGGGAUUGGCGCAGUGUUGUCGAGAAGGCGAUGACCCUACCGCAUCCGACUCGUCGCCACCGAUUCCUCUUCCAGAGGUCAAAAUCCCCCUGACAGAGGAAAUUACUUCCUACGAUGACAACAGAGAUCAACCCGUCGUACAGUCUCCAGUCCUCCCGAUCUACUACGAUUACCACGGGCAGGGAAAACACUCUGGUUACUAUUAUCCACCCCAGGCACGCCCCCAGCCCCAGUGGAACGACUACCAACAAUACAACCGUGCACCCCCAGUGGAACUCCCUCGCGCAAUUAACUCUAACUCUGACUCUCUCUUCAAUAAAAUCGCCAAAAUUAUUGGAUAACUUUUACUCGUGAUACAACUUUAUUUUCAUUCUUCUCCCUUAAAACUCUUUCUUUCUUUACAGAAUCACAUUUCUUAUUAGUUUCUAAGUAAAGAAUAAAUAUAACUCUAAAUAUUGUAUUUAUAUUUCAAUUUUAAUCACGACGACAAAUAAUAGAAAAUUCGACUUAUUUAAGAAAAAUUAAAAUAGUAUAUAACUAUAAUUAUUUAAUUCGGUGACAACUAUGUAUCUACAAAGUAAUUAAUGAAUUAAAAGCACAGCAUAGUUUUUAACAUGUUCCUGUAUAAAAUUAACCCAUAAGUCAUUAUUAAAUAUAAACAGUUUACUUAAUUGUUGUUCAUCAUCAUCACAGUA
This is a messenger RNA of Folsomia candida, 2151 nucleotides long. RefSeq lists its product as uncharacterized. The transcript is spliced from 4 exons. The record is from RefSeq and is a predicted model, not a curated record. Lineage: Eukaryota; Metazoa; Arthropoda; Collembola; Entomobryomorpha; Isotomidae. The coding region runs from base 559 to 1797 and encodes 412 amino acids.